GGGCGGUUUCGGGAGGCGCCACGCGUCGCGAAGUGAUGACGUCAAGCGCGCGCCUCGCGUUCUGCGUGCGCAGCUGCGGGUUGUGGGGGUCUUGAUCCCAGGUCCUGAGUGUAGGGAGAGGUGAGCUGUGCUGUUUGCAAGAUGUCUCGUGCUGUUGACUCUGCGGAUGAGGAAGAGGAGCAGGCGGAAGAGGAUUGUCCUGAAUUGGUACCCAUUGAGGCGAAGCAAAGAGAGGUGAAGGAGGAGGAGGAAAAGUCUGGCCCCGGCGCUAAGAUCCCAGUCACAAUUAUCACUGGGUAUUUAGGUGCUGGGAAGACAACACUUCUUAACUAUAUUUUGACAGAGCAACAUAGUAAAAGAAUAGCAGUGAUUUUAAAUGAAUUUGGGGAAGGAAGUGCAGUGGAGAAAUCCUUAGCUGUCAGCCAAGAUGGAGAACUCUACGAAGAAUGGCUGGAACUUAGAAACGGUUGCCUCUGCUGUUCUGUAAAGGACAAUGGCCUUAGAGCUAUUGAGAAUUUGAUGAAGAAGAAAGGGAAAUUUGAUUACAUACUGUUAGAGACCACUGGAUUAGCAGAUCCUGGUGCUGUAGCUUCUAUGUUUUGGGUUGAUGCUGAAUUAGGGGUUGAUAUUUAUCUUGAUGGUAUCAUAACUGUUGUAGAUUCAAAAUAUGGAUUAAAACAUUUAGCAGAAGAAAAACCUGAUGGACUUAUCAAUGAAGCUUCUAGGCAAGUUGCUUUGGCAGAUAUCAUCAUCAUCAAUAAAACAGACUUGGUUUCAGAAGAGGAUUUAAACAAGUUAAGAACAACUAUUAGAUCAAUAAAUGGACUGGGAAAAAUUUUAGAAACACAGAGAUCAAGAGUUGACCUUGCAAAAGUAUUAGAUCUUCAUGCCUUUGACAGUCUCUCUGGAAUAAGUUUGCAGAAAAAACUUCAACAUGUGCCAACAACACAACCUCAUCUUGAUCAGAGUAUUAUUACAGUCACAUUUGAAGUACCAGGAAAUGCGGAGGAAGAAAGUCUAAAUGUUUACAUUCAGAAUCUUCUGUGGGAAAAGAAUGUGAGGAACAGGGAUGACGACUGCAUGGAGGUCAUACGGCUGAAGGGGCUAGUGUCAAUCAAAGACAAACCGCAUCAAGUGAUCAUCCAGGGUGUCCAUGAGCUAUAUGAUCUGGAGGAGACACCAGUGAACUGGGACGACGACAGUGAGAGAACAAAUCGAUUGGUCCUUAUUGGCAGGAAUUUAGAUAAGGAUAUUCUUAAACAACUAUUUAUAGCUACUGUGACUGAAACAGAAAAGCGAUGGACAACACAUUUCCAAGAAGAUCAAGUUUGUCCAUAAUACUAGAAGUAUCGCCAAAAGGACUGGAUGAUAAAAGUGAGAAUAAGUUUCUUGUUGGAUGUACUUCAAGCAUCUAUUUUUUGCAUUACUUUUCUUAUGAAUUACAGUGUAUCCUUUAAAAUAGUAUUUAUUUUAUAGAAUACAUAAAUAUAGUAAAUCAGUAAUAUAAAACCCUUGGCAUUCAUUCAAUAAAAUGUAAUUUCCUAUGA
Molecule: messenger RNA, 1547 nt
Organism: Bubalus bubalis (water buffalo)
Lineage: Eukaryota; Metazoa; Chordata; Mammalia; Artiodactyla; Bovidae
Gene: ZNG1A
Product: COBW domain containing 1
Exons: 15
Coding region: 142-1338 (398 amino acids)
Cellular component (GO): cytoplasm
Source: RefSeq, a predicted model, not a curated record